Molecule: messenger RNA, 2190 nt
Organism: Mugil cephalus (flathead mullet)
Lineage: Eukaryota; Metazoa; Chordata; Actinopteri; Mugiliformes; Mugilidae
Gene: rtn2a
Product: reticulon 2a
Exons: 10
Coding region: 74-1546 (490 amino acids)
Source: RefSeq, a predicted model, not a curated record
CUGGCAGCAGAGGAGGGGAGGAGGGAGGGGGGGGCUUCCAGACUGGAUGGGCCCAGCAAUGCCUUGAUGGAGCAUGGGCCAGGUUUUAGGAUUCUCCCACUGCCAGGAAUAUGGCUCCGUGGCCUCCACUCCAGACUCCACACCUCCCUGCACCGAUGGCGGAAACGAGGAGUCCGAGUUAUAUGAGCUGCAGACAGCCAGAGAGUGGUCCGACGACGACGACGGUGGAGACGGAGAUCCAGACGAUGACGAGGGACUGGGUUCAUCCCCGUCCAUCUGGGGCACACCCCGCCAGAGCUCCUUCGAGCUGACCUUCUCUUACAUCGCCAUCGCCGAGGCCGAGGCGGUGGGAGCGUCACGGCACCUCCGCGACCGUCGCAGGGGCGGCUCUAGGGGAAGUCGCACGCCUCUGCUCCGCACAGACACCUUGGAGACACUGUUGGACUCCCCCGAUUCGGACUGGGAUCCGCAAGCCUUCCUCGGCCGAGAGGAGGAGGAGGACACGUCAGAAAGGAGCGAGCAGGAGACGCUUGACGGGGAGACGGCGAGCUCCACGGGAAGGAGGGGAAGGGAGCGAACCGAGAGUAUUGGGAUCCAGCCUUGUCCACCGGACCUGGACAGAGAGACUCAAGACAGGGACGAGGAAGUCCAAGGGGAGGAGAGUGUGACCCAGACUGUCCGGCCUCCCACUCCGACCCUAACGUCCCAGGAGCAGAGCUCCUCGCAGAUACUUCAGGCAGCAUCAUCCUCAUCAACCCCUGAGCCAGAGUCUCCUGUCACCAGGGAAGCCAUUUCAGUCAAGCUGCUCACAUCUGUGCGACCCAGGGGCCCAGCGACCACGUCGCCGGCUGCCGUCGGCCUAAACUCUCAGGAAGAACUGGUCAGCGAGCACUGGUUUUCAGCACUUAACCUAACAGAGGACCCAGCAGUAUGGACACACAUAGCAGUGAUGGACCUGAUCUACUGGAAGGACACGGAGCGGACCGGCAUGGUGCUCACAGGGUUGGUGGUGGGCUUGCUCUCCCUGUUCCAGCUCAGCAUCAUCACGGUGGUCUCCACGGUGUCACUGGCCGUCAUGUGCUUCACCAUCUCAGUGCGCAUCUACUACCAGUUACUGUACGUCCUCAGCUGGGGAGACGGAGAGCAUCCCUUCAAGUCGUACUUGGACCUGGACGUCAGUUUCCACGGAGAGCAGGCCGACCUCUAUAUGCAGAAAGCUAUUGUCAUGACUCUGUCCGCUGUUGAUAGUCUGAAGAAACUCUUUUUUGUUGAUAGCCUUUUUGAAUCCCUCAAGUUGCUGUUUCUGAUGUACCUUGUCACGUACCUGGGAGACCUGUGUAAUGGCCUUACUCUGCUCAUCAUCAGUGUGAUCGCUCUCUUUUCUCUACCACUUUUCUACACUAGACAUCAGGAGCAGGUUGACGAAGUCAUUGCAAAAAUCCAGGGCCGCAUCGACAAUGCCAAGGACUUUCUGCAAAGACUUGUCCAGGGUGGCGGCCCUCCCCCUGAUCCAACUCCCGGCGGCGCCAAACCCAAAAGCCAGUAAACGCUCACGGACGCAACAUGUUAACGAGAAGCUACCAGACUGUCACUCAGAUGUCUUACUCAGCAGUCUGUGCUCCGAGCUCUGGAGAACGGAGCUCCGGAGACCCGGGGGAAGGGAAGGGAGGUUAUUUAAAUGAACGACGAUGAGGACUUCGCAUGGUACUUUAUACUCUAACUGUAUCUACCUUAAAGGGGUUAGAGGACGGGGUUGAGAUCAUUCUUCUUCACGGUGAAAUCAAGGUGUAUGAAUCCUGGAUGAGACGGAGGAGACAUCCGACAACGCAUCUCGUCACGUCCGACCAUCUUUGGAAAUAUUGUUUUUAAUAUGUAAAAAUGACUCAGUAAGUGUCUUAGAUGGAGCUGUGGUCCAUAUGAGGUACUAAGACAGAGAAUGGGAACUCAGUUGUUGCUGUGGUUUCCAUGAAUUGACAAAAACGGGGGUCGUCGUUGAUGGCGGCGGCAGAAAACCUGGGACGCAUUUGUCGGCACGCGGCUGUUUCUGAAAGCAUAUUCAUCCUCAUGACUGUUUAUCUGUGUGUGCGUGUGUGAGUGUAAGAGUGUGUGGUUCCCGUCAUACAGCUUGCUGAAAUCGAAAUGUCACCCACAAGCAAUUAAAGUCACGUUUUGUCUUUAUUUUCCAAACCA